CUGGAGACUCAUGAUUCAGUGGCGUCCCAGGCAUGUGAUAGCCCGCCCCCCAGCCCAUGUGACUUUGUGGAUCAUGAGCCAGAGGGCGGCCAGAAACACAACCUGCACCCGCCUCCCGACGCAAUCCGCAUGGUGGGCAUACGCAAAGUGGCGGGGGAGCAUCUGGGUGUGACGUUCAAGGUGGAUGGCGGUGAGCUGAUCAUAGCCCGCAUCCUCCAUGGUGGGAUGAUAGACCAGCAAGGACUGCUGCACGUCGGAGAUAUCAUCAAAGAGGUCAAUGGACGAGAGGUGGGCCAGGACCCCAGGGUGCUGCAGGAGGAGUUGCAAGCAACCAGUGGAAGUGUAGUUCUGAAGAUCCUGCCCAGCUACCAUGAAGCCAUACCGCCAAGACAGGUGUUCUUUAAGAGUCACUAUAACUACGACCCAGCCAACGACAACCUGAUUCCCUGUAAGGAGGCGGGCUUAAGGUUUGAGACCGGAGACAUCCUGCAGAUAGUCAACCAGGAUGACGUCAACUGGUGGCAGGCCCGUCAUGUGGAGGGUGGUAGCGCGGGGCUGAUCCCCAGUCAGAUGCUGGAGGAGAAGAGGAAAGCGUUUGUCAAGAGAGAUGUGGAGCUGGCUCCUGCAGGAAAUCUUUGUACUGGUGUUGGUGGGAAGAAGAAGAAGAAAAUGAUGUAUGUGACCACCAAAAAUGCAGAGUUCGACAGACAUGAGAUAUUGCUCUACGAGGAGGUGGCCAAGGUCCCGCCUUUCAAGAGAAAAACUCUGAUUUUGAUUGGUUCCCAGGGUGUGGGGCGGCGGAGACUGAAGAACAAGCUUUUACUGAGGGAUCCGCUUCUCUUCGGCACCACCAUUCCAUACACCUCCAGAAAGCCCAAAAAAGAAGAUCGCGAGAGUCGGAUGUACGCUUUCACCAGCCGCAGCAAGAUGGAAACCGACAUUAAGAACGGGCGUUUUCUUGAACACGGCGAGUACGACGGCAACCUGUACGGUAUCAAGAUCGACUCCAUACAUGAGGUGGUGGAGGCUGGACGCAUCUGCAUACUGGACACCAACCCUCAGUCUCUCAAAGUGCUGAGGACCUCUGAGUUUUUGCCCUAUGUGGUGUUCCUUCAGUCUCCAGACUUCGAGGUGCUCAAGGCGAUGAACGACUCAGCCGCAGAGGCAGGGGUGGUUACUAAGGCACUGACGGAUGAAGAGCUGCAGAGGACGUGCGACGAGAGCUCCAAAAUCCAGGCGGACUACGGCCACUACUUCGACCUCAGCAUCAUCAACGACAACCUGGAUGAGACCUACCGCACCGUCAAGGCCGCCCUGGAAACGGUUUCUAAAAACCCCCAGUGGGUCCCCGUCACCUGGGUUUUCUAGAAAGAGAACAAAGGCAUUGAAAUAUACUACUGUGUAAAUAAUGGAUGUUCUUAUUGAGAGUUCCACAGAGAUGGAAUCUGACCAUAGCAGUAGCUUAGCAUCAGAAAACUCUUUGCAACCAGCUUUGCAUGAUAAAUUAGAGUGUGUAAAUAAGACAUUCAUUAUUUAAACAGGAUUAUAUUUGUGCAGGGAGGUGGGGAAGGAGGGAACAGAAAGAAAAGGAGAGAAGGUGGAAAAGACAAAUUAAGUCCUUCAUGUCAGACAUUCACUGAUUUUACCUGGGCACAUCAAGGACUGUGUGUGUGUGUGUGUGUGUGAGAGCGUGCGUCAGUAUGCAUGUGUGUCCCUGUUUGUGCAUGGUUUUUAGAGCCAAGACUUUUGUAUGUUUCUAAAUGAUUUGUGCCAUAACUGAUGAUCAUCAGCAGAUUUUGUCAUCGUUUACAUUUCAUGAUCAGAGAGGUCAGUACUGAUGCUAACACUUUACUCUGCAAGCUAUUAAUAAUAGCUAUAGUAACAUUUACUAGCAAAACCUAUUUAAACCCUAUUUCUUCCGUGCAACUAGCCAAAAAUCUUAUUUGAUGAUCACAAGCAACUCUUGAGUUGCUGUGUAAAGCACAAUAAUGCAGAGGUUUCCUCAUGUAAAAUGUUACCUAAUACAAAUUACGUGUGAUCGAGUGCCAACGACAAGCAACCUCAGAGCCAAUCUGUCCUCUGUCCGGGUUGUAAGCAUAGUCCGCCUUUCAUAUCUUGCUCUUUAUUAACUGUAGUUAAACACACACAUACACACACUGACACACACUCACCCUCACACUCACACUCACUGAUACAGGCAAUGGAAAGACAGAAAGCUGUACAAUAUGCACAUUCAUAUAUGAAAUUCACUUGGUUUCUUAGUAGUCAGAGUAAAAAAAACGCCUCCAGAAGCUUGGGGGUCCACUGGAGAAUUGGUUGUAUGUAAGCACUAUCAUUUAUUUAUUUAUUCAAGGUUUGUUUGAUA
Morone saxatilis (striped sea-bass) is the source of this 2365-nucleotide messenger RNA. RefSeq names its product MAGUK p55 subfamily member 2-like. The transcript has 10 exons. The record is from RefSeq and is a predicted model, not a curated record. Gene Ontology annotation, cellular component: cell-cell junction; plasma membrane. NCBI's taxonomy places the organism in Eukaryota, Metazoa, Chordata, Actinopteri, Moronidae. The coding region runs from base 130 to 1368 and encodes 412 amino acids. Gene Ontology annotation, molecular function: protein binding.